Messenger RNA from Paramuricea clavata, 513 nucleotides. Lineage: Eukaryota; Metazoa; Cnidaria; Anthozoa; Malacalcyonacea; Plexauridae. The record is from the annotation of a GenBank genome assembly.
AUGUUAACACCAUCAAAUCACGAACUAAAUAUCCAUUUCCGUCCUCAUGAACAUAAAACUCAUUCAAAGGGUCUAUCUUCCCCUGGUUUUACACCUCCUACUGGAUUUAUACCUCCCCUUGCUUUUACACCUCCCCCUAACCAUAUGCAACCCCACAGUUCCACAUCUCCCCCAAGAAAUAUCCCUCCUGGCUUUAUUCCUCAUCCUGUGCUCUUUCCUCCACCUAUCUUCCAACACCCUGGCCACAUACCCCCUAGUUCCAUACCUCCUCCUGGCCCCAUACCUCCCCCUGGCUGUAUACCUCCUACCUUCCCACCUUAUACAUUGAAAUCCCAACACAAGUUACCUUCUACACCAAGCAAUAUACCUUAUUCAAACCAGAAACCCUCCCCGAAUACUCUACCACACCCAGUUCCGAAGAAAGCAACACCAGAAAGAUUAACCAAUGACCAUUCCAAAAUACCAUCGCACUUCAUUGAACUAAUUAAACUACUUCAUGGGUAUGUGUGCUAA